ACACGCUCCACAUCUUGACACCUCGCUCUCGCGCCAUCGUUACAGAGAAGGAACCACCAAUUUCAAUUCUGCGGAGGAACUUCAAUCUCUCUCUUCAAUGGAGUAACAGCGCCACGGAAUAUAGCAGCAUUGCAAUGGCGGUUUCAUUUUCACCUCAGCAUUUGAACUUGAAGCCCUGUCUCUGCUCUUCUUCUCGUGCCCGAUUCUCGUCGCCGUCCUCCGCCGUCCGCCCCGCCGUUAUUCUUCCUGGGUUGGGGAACAACUCCGGGGACUAUGAUAAAUUGACGCUUCUUUUGAAAGAGCGGCACGGCGUCCCCGCCGUGGUUGUUAAGGUCUCGAGACUUGACUGGCUGAGGAAUGCGGCUGGGUUGCUGGAUCCCAGUUACUGGCGCGGCACUCUCCGUCCCCGCCCUGUUCUCGAUUGGUAUCUGAAGAAAACAGAUGAGGCAGUCCAAGAAGCCAAGGAGCUCGCGCAAGGCGGGUCUUUGUCCUUAAUCGGGCACUCAGCGGGUGGAUGGCUUGCACGAGUCUACAUGGAAGAAUUUGGUAUAUCUCAUAUUUCCAUGCUGUUGACUCUUGGAACCCCUCACCAGCCACCCCCGAAAGGUUUGCCUGGAGUGAUUGAUCAGACGAGGGGGCUUCUGAAUUAUGUGGACAAAUAUUGCUCAAAAGCUGGUUACAAUCCUGAAUUGAAAUAUGUAUGUAUUGCAGGAAGGUUCAUCCAAGGGGCUCGCUUGUUUGGUAAUUCAGAUGCAAACAUUACUCCUGCAGCUGCUUCCAUCACCAACAACCAACUAAAUUCGGAGUUAGCCAUAGCAAAUGACACAACUAAUUCAACAAACUCGCCCACAUUCCGCGCUCGCUUCAUCGGGCAAGGUUAUAAGCAGGUAUGCGGGGAGACGGAGGUAUGGGGAGAUGGCGUGGUACCAGAAGUGUCUGCUCAUUUGGAGGGAGCAACAAAUAUUAGCUUUGAUGGAGUCUAUCACUCCCCUGUUGGUUCAGAUGAUGAAUUGAGGCCCUGGUAUUCUCAACGAAACUAAGGCGACCUUAACGAGGCAGAGGAACAGAGCGCAGGAAAUAAGGAACUAGCACAACGAUACAGAAAAAUUAGGUCAUAUCAGGAAAAACAAGAGAGAAAGGG
Messenger RNA from Momordica charantia (bitter melon), 1141 nucleotides. RefSeq names its product alpha/beta-Hydrolases superfamily protein. NCBI's taxonomy places the organism in Eukaryota, Viridiplantae, Streptophyta, Magnoliopsida, Cucurbitales, Cucurbitaceae. Gene Ontology annotation, molecular function: hydrolase activity, acting on ester bonds. Gene Ontology annotation, cellular component: chloroplast. The record is from RefSeq and is a predicted model, not a curated record.